AUGAGCUCCACUGGCAUUAAAAAGAUCGAUAUACCGCUUUAUACGCCCAUUUCCAAUUCAAAUAGAUCUCAUCAGUACAUCCAACUUGACAAUGGUAUAACAGCGCUGUUAAUUUCGGAUCCAAGUGAGCCACUUGCGUCGUUUUCCGCUUCAAUCAUGACAGGAUCCCAUAACGAUCCAGACAAUGUCCCAGGGCUUGCACAUUUGUGCGAGCAUAUGAUCAUAGCUUCGGAAUCAAAGAAUUUUCCAAAGGCUACAUAUUACCAUAAUCUGUUAACGGAGUAUAAUGGGAAUCAAAACGCAUUUACCACUGGCGAACAAACCUGUUUCUACUUCGAGAUCCCAAAUUCGAACAAUAAGACCGGAAAACCCAUAUUUGAUGAGCUGGUGAAAGUGUUCGCAGAUAAACUGAAAUCUCCUCUAUUUUCUGCUUCUGUCAUCAACCAAGAGAUACAAGCCAUUGAUAACGAACACAAUAAUAACAAGAACCUCAAUUCGAAACUGUUGUACCAUGCCAUUAGAAAAUUGGCCAACCCUAAAUCCCAAUUUUCCAGGUUUGGAACAGGAAACUCCCUCACCCUUGCCCAAGUACCCCUUGUGGGUAAGGCAAGUAGCCUGAAAAACAUCUUGCAGAAAUAUUAUACAGACCAUUUUAUUUCUGAAAACAUCAAUGUCGUUGUGCGCGGUUCACAAUCAAUACACUACUUGAGAAAACUGGUUCUGUCAAACUUUGGUGAUUUUAGAAGUGGUACUAAGCUCCAUAAAAGCAUAGGAAACAGUAGUAAUAGGCCCUUUCAGAAGCUUUUCGAUAAAUGGGACCCUAUUUACUCUGAGCCUGUUUUCGAACACAAGAAUUCUUCCGUACCCAAUACCAUAUUCCUGCAGUCGUCUAAAGCUCCGUUACUUCGAUUGGUAUUUCCGGUGCCUUGCAAAGGAGGCUCGUUCUCUAGAAACGAAAUAAACAUAUUUGCAAAAGUAUGGUCUGAUCUAUUUGGCGAUGAGAAUGAGGGGUCGAUUCAUAGCCAUCUGUGUGCUAAGAACUUGUUGAACAAGCAUGUUUCUCAGGUAUCCAAAUUUACUGUUAACGAUAAAGGUUUGGUUCUACAUUUUGAUUUGACAACUAAAGGCUGGGAAUCUGGUGUCGACAGUAUUCUGACACAUCUAUUCCGUGAUUUUAUUCCAUAUAUUUUGAAUUUGGACCCUGAUAUUAUCGCUAUUUAUUUGAACGAAUGGAAUGCUAUAAAUAUGUUGAAGUUUUUGUAUCAGGAUCUCGAUAGCUCUACUAUGGACAAAUGCUCUGAUCUUUGUGUAGAAAUGGCUCAAUGCGAAGAACCAAGCUUCAUUCUAAAUAAUGGAAUGACAGCUCCGUGCAAUCACUUAGAUUCGGGAAUUGAUAGCUACUAUGAAAACACACCAUCGCGUAAUUGGUGGAUACGAUUGGCUAUCAGGUUUCAAUCUUUCAUUAGAACAUACAUGAAUUCUGAAAACUGUAAAUAUAUACUUCUUGGGGAAUUGAAGAAAAGUAAAUCAUUCCAAGAGGCUAUGGGUCACAGUAAACAGAAUUUCAGUAUGUCUGUUGAUGAAUAUUUUGGAUUGGAAUAUGUGUUUCUUAGAACACCGACAAAAUAUAGUGCUCCCACGGCUCAAGAACUGGAACCAAUUAAUUUCCAGUUACCAUGUUCCAAACAGUUUUUAUUUGGUCUAGAGAGAAACCUAAGUGCUCUUAAACAGUCACUGUCUGCCGUAUUGCAAAAAUCACAACAAUCAUCUUUGUCUAUGAUAGCGAAAUCUGAGCUUCUGGAUACCCAACCAGAACUGCAUAGAAAGAAUGACAAUUAUGAAUUAUGGAUCAAAAGAGAACACCUGUUGCAGUAUAGUUCAAGAUCGAUUAUAACUGUGGAGCUUAUCAACAUGAAAUUGAGCGCCUCUGCGGAGAAUACUAUGAACCUUGAAAUUCUAACCCAAUUAUUGUUUUUGUACAUAAACGAAACCCUAUAUUCGUCAGAAAGAGUGGGGUAUAUGUAUCAAAUUGCGGCGAAUAAUAGGGGCGACGUGAGAUUGGCGCUUACCAUCAGCGGCUUCCCCCAGGGGGUUCUCAAGAUAUUACAGGUUAUCAUGGAUAAGUUGGUAAGCAUCUGUCAACCGACGUUUGAAAUUUCAAAAGAAAUGUUUAGAGCUAGUAGAGUAGCAGUUAGAAACAAAUAUGAAGAAGCUGCGAGGGCAAAUUCUUGUACAUUGGCCUCUCUUGGGGUUAUUAUACUACUUGAAAAGAAUCUCACUACUCUGGAAGAGAGAUUGGAUGCGUUAGAAGAGAUUACCUUGGAAAGUUUCAAGCAAUUUAGCUCUAAGCUAUGGAUUCCCAAGUCAAACUAUAUGAACCUUUUCAUCCAGGGAGACAUAUCGAUAUUGGACCCUGUAAACGAAUAUAUGAAUGGUGUAAUUCAUCAUUUGGAUAGUGGGAUGACGACAGAAAAAUUCCAUUUAAAAGAACCUGAAACAAUUAGACUGCCAAAGGGUAAGGACUACUAUAUCCAACUUUCUGGUUUCAAGGAAGAUCCAACUAACAGCGUUGUAUACUUCAUUGAGACUGGAGAUCGAAAAAGUCCUAUAGAUUACACCAUGACAAGUCUACUGGAAUUUUUCAUGUCAUUGACCCUCGUUCCGGAUCUGAGGCAUAAGAAGCAAAUCGGUUACGUUGUCCUGGGUGGACUGCGAUUAUUAACAGAUUCCUUGGGAAUACACAUAUCUGUGAUGUCAAACUUAGAUCCAGAAACUAUUGAAACCAAAAUUGAAGAGUACUUGUACUACCUGGAACAUGAGGUGCUCGAUAAGAUGACAGAGAAGGAGUUUCAGGAAACUAUCCUGCAAAAGUACAUCCAACUCAUUAAAUCGAACUCUCUAGACAAACUAAUAAAAACUGCCGGCCCGGCAAACUUGAUGGCCCAAAUAGAGGGUAGCGUCCACAGCGGCAACUAUCCAAGCACAAUUCAGUCCCAAGGGUACACAUUGGGGCACCACAAGAAACUAAAGGAUGAAAUCAGUUUCCGUACUUACAAUUUCUCUACAUCAACCGUAGACAUCGCUUUGCUAUCUCAAUUAACACUAGCAAGUUGGAAACACUACUUCAAUUCUAAAAUAUCCAUAUCAUCGGAGCAAAGGCGUAAGCUCUCGGUGCGCUUCAAAACUUCGAUGUCACAAACAGACGUCACUGCAAAUAUAAUGACAAUGCAACUCGACUAUUUCUUAAAAUCCAAGGGCUUUCACAUCCAAAAAGAAGAACUGCAAGCCAUCGUAACCCGAACUGGCGGCAAACCCGCCUCUCUUUUCAAAGAGUUAUUCCACCACUUUAGAGCCCAGGGUCAGUCUCUUAAGCUCUGCACUCUUGUCCUAAAGGAAAUUUGCAAGCAAAUAAUGGCCCUAACGUCAACCUCGACUGUUGCAUCACCCACAAGCAGUAAGCAGCGAAUCCCACUUCCCCUCUCUCUAGCAAAGACUGAAAUAAUUUCCGUUCAACAGUUCAAGCAAAUCUGGUGA
Molecule: messenger RNA, 3534 nt
Organism: Kluyveromyces marxianus DMKU3-1042
Lineage: Eukaryota; Fungi; Ascomycota; Saccharomycetes; Saccharomycetales; Saccharomycetaceae
Gene: AXL1
Product: Axl1p
Exons: 1
Coding region: 1-3534 (1177 amino acids)
Biological process (GO): peptide catabolic process
Cellular component (GO): mitochondrion; cytosol
Molecular function (GO): metalloendopeptidase activity; metal ion binding
Source: RefSeq, a predicted model, not a curated record